GUGAUGGGGACAUCAUUUGUCCCAAAAUAUCUGGUUGGGCUUGCUUAUAUAAACUGACACAGACACCCAAGCGAUUGCACAGAGCCCUUCUUUUGUCAGCUGGCCUGCUUCCAUUCAGCUGCACCCAUGCAGAACGUUACAAUCUUCCUACUGGUUCUGGCUUGCGGAGCCACUCUGGUGACCGGCCUUGCCUCCCAGUUUAAUGAGAUGAUUCAGAUGAGCACCGUCACCUACAGCCUGGCCAACUUCACCAACUACGGCUGCCACUGUGGGGCAGGGACUCAAGGCUUCCCCGUGGACGCCAUCGACAGGUGCUGCCACAGCCACGACUGCUGCUACAACAAGGCCGAGAUGUUCGGUUGCAGCCCAAGCACCCACUCAUACAGGUUCUACGCCCAGAGGGAUAAAAUUAAAUGUGUCAAGUCUCGGGACCGGUGCGAGAAGCUCGUAUGCGAAUGUGACCAAAAAGCGGCCAGCUGCUUCCGGAAGCAUCUCUUUGCCUAUAACCUCCAGUUCAAGAAUCACCCAGCGGGCAACUGCAGGGCACAGCGGCCAUUUUGUUGAGCCGCAUUUUUAACGGGAAGCAG
Molecule: messenger RNA, 587 nt
Organism: Zootoca vivipara (common lizard)
Lineage: Eukaryota; Metazoa; Chordata; Lepidosauria; Squamata; Lacertidae
Product: phospholipase A2 homolog otoconin-22
Biological process (GO): arachidonate secretion; phospholipid metabolic process; lipid catabolic process
Molecular function (GO): phospholipid binding; calcium ion binding
Source: RefSeq, a predicted model, not a curated record